Orycteropus afer afer is the source of this 5189-nucleotide messenger RNA. It is a transcript of the gene KLF9, whose product is annotated as Kruppel like factor 9. The record is from RefSeq and is a predicted model, not a curated record. Gene Ontology annotation, molecular function: RNA polymerase II cis-regulatory region sequence-specific DNA binding; DNA-binding transcription factor activity, RNA polymerase II-specific. Gene Ontology annotation, biological process: regulation of transcription by RNA polymerase II. NCBI's taxonomy places the organism in Eukaryota, Metazoa, Chordata, Mammalia, Tubulidentata, Orycteropodidae.
CUCACUUGUAUUUGUUUUUGCACAACUUGGCCUGGCAUGUUUAGGGUUUGUUUUUGUUUUGUUGUUCAUUAUAGAUUUACACCACAUUUAUUCAUCACCUCUGCCCUCCCAUACCCAUCUCACUUUUACUACCAGCAACACAAAAUACAAGGAAUUGUCCAGUUUCACUAUAGCUCUUCGCGUUUACAAGUGUUGAGCGCUUGCUUUUGGAACGCCGUUCUGAUUGGCUGAGCCAAUGUCAGUGACAUCAACCAACUUACUUUUGAUUGGAGGGCUGGUUGCUGGGACUGUAGCGUUUGCAGGAAGUCAUUUAACUGUUUGAGAGCUGGAAAACCGAAGCUGAAGUUCUCUUUUGUCAAAGGAACGAGUGCAUCUGACUAAGGGAGUUGCGUCCCAAAGCUCUGCAAGCUGGAGUGUGAGUCUGGAGGCCUGGACGGACACCCGCAGAGAGAUGCACUCUCGGAGAUGAGCGGCUUCUUCUCGCCAGCCUUCCGGCUAUUACCCUUUUAAAAGUUGGCGUUCUAGGCUGUAGGGGUAGCACGAGGCAUCGAAACGGAACAGUCGGAUUGGCCGCGUGCCUCAGUUCUAGACGCACCUCUCCACCGAAAGGCCUUUCUGACUGGCAGGGGGAGAAAGUAAACAGAGUUGAAUCACCCUCCCCACUGGCCAAUUGGAGGGGGUUUGCAUUGUGACGUGAUGGGAUUCUGCGAAACUGUUACUGAGCAAGAGAAUGCCGGAACGGUGCGGACCGGCAGAUACCGGGGCUCAAAAACCGUCAGUGGACUAGGGGAAAAGUGUCUCUUAGAGCUGGUGCUUGAUCCAGCCCUUCCCACCCGCGUCUGGGUGGUUGAGUGAAUGUACUGGGGCUUUGGAUCGACGGAGAGGCGGCCGAGGGCGUGUGCCCCUCUUGCAGUUUCCUCUCCCAACGCCUCGGGGGCGUUUUCAGUCGAAUAAACUUGCGACUGCCACGUGUGGCAUCUUUCCAAGGGAGCCGGCUCGGAGGGGCCGGCGCGCCCGUCGGGGGAUCGCGCCUGGCGCAGGGCAGGGGCUGCCGCGAGAGCCCGCAGGGCGGCGGAGCCCAGGGCCGUGGAUGCUGCGUGCGGAGGCGCUGCCGGUUACGUAAAGAUGAGGGGCUGAGGUCGCCUCGGCGCUCCUGUGAGUCGGAAGCGCCCCGCGCCCCCGCCCCCUUGGCCGCCGCGGCGCGCAGCGCUUGUCGUCCGAGGCGAGGGCAGGGCGAGCCGAACCUCCGCAGCCACAGCGAAGUUUGGUCGUGCCGCCUGGGCUGCCGUCGCCCGCACCAUGUCCGCGGCCGCCUACAUGGACUUCGUGGCUGCUCAGUGUCUGGUUUCCAUUUCGAACCGCGCUGCGGUGCCGGAGCAUGGGGGCGCUCCGGACGCCGAGCGGCUGCGACUACCUGAACGCGAGGUGACCAAGGAGCACGGUGGUGACCCAGGGGACACCUGGAAGGAUUACUGCACGCUGGUCACCAUCGCCAAGAGCUUGUUGGACCUGAACAAGUACCGACCCAUCCAGACCCCUUCGGUGUGCAGCGACAGUCUGGAGAGUCCCGAUGAGGAUAUGGGAUCCGACAGCGACGUGACCACCGAAUCUGGGUCGAGUCCUUCCCACAGCCCGGAGGAGAGACAGGAUCCUGGCCGCGCGCCCAGCCCGCUCUCCCUCCUCCACCCUGGAAUGGCUGCGAAGGGGAAACACGCCUCCGAAAAGAGGCACAAGUGCCCCUACAGUGGCUGUGGGAAAGUCUAUGGAAAAUCCUCCCAUCUCAAAGCCCAUUACAGAGUGCAUACAGGUGAACGGCCCUUUCCCUGCACUUGGCCAGACUGCCUUAAAAAGUUCUCCCGCUCAGAUGAGCUGACCCGCCACUACCGGACCCACACUGGGGAAAAGCAGUUCCGCUGCCCGCUCUGUGAGAAGCGUUUCAUGAGGAGUGACCACCUCACAAAGCACGCCCGGCGUCACACCGAGUUCCACCCCAGUAUGAUCAAGCGGUCGAAAAAGGCACUGGCCAACCCCUUGUGAGGUGCUACCCACGGAUGUCAGGGAGAGAUGGACCCCGAAAAGACACAAUUAUUCCCCGGAAACAGACAGACACAUGGAAACUAAGGCCCGGAAGAGGCGCACUGAUGCACAGGAAGUCACUGCUCUUUGGUCAAGACUGAUUUUCCUCUCCCUGCGUUGUUUUUAAAAGCACAUUGUAGCCUAAGAUCAAAGUCAACACUUGGUCCCCUUGCAGAGGCAACUAUCUGAACCCGUCUCUGACUGUUGAAGGGAAGGCAAAUGCUUUUUUUUUUCCUUUUCUUUUCUUUAUUUUCUUGGGGAGGGUGGGGGGUGGGGGGAGUGGGACACAGCCAAGACUGGGGUAGGAUAUUAAAGAUUCAACACUGGUGUACAUAUGUCUGACUGGGUAAGUUGACCUGUGGUUCUCACACAGUGAUUCUGGGCCCUUUAUGCUUGCUGUCUCUCUGAAUUUUUUUCUUACCUUUUGAUGUAAUGACGAGUGUGCUUCAGUUUCCUUAGCAAAACCACUCUCUUAAGUCACAUUAACUUUUGAGAUUAAAAAAAUGCCAUAGCACAGCUGUCUUUAUGCAAGCAAGAGCACAUCUACUCCAGCAUGAUCUGUCAUCUAAAGACUUGAAAACAAAAAAAGUUACUUAUAGUCCAUGGGUAUGCAGAGUCUGAAUUUAUACUAAUCAAGACAAACCUUUGACAGGUUACACUAAGAGAACUUUUAAACCUUGCUUUGUAUGAAUUGUACUUUUUGAACAUAAGCUGCACUUUUGUUUUCUAAUGCAGAGGAUGAAUAAGUUAAAUACAUGCUUUAAGGAUAAAAACAGCCAUUCUGUUUGGUACCAUGUUAUAAUCUGCUUAUUUCUACAGUAUAGAGGUUUCCCUGGGAAAUGAUGGCAGAGAUGUAAGGGCAGAAUACAUAUAGCAGACGCUGAAGGAGAAGGAGGUAGUGUUUAAAAACAACAACAAACAGACUUUUAACUCUAUUAACUUUUCCAAAUUUUCCGAUUCUUUCAGUUAACUUGAUCUUAUUGUACCACCAUAAACCCUGUCCUAAAAGACAGAGCUUUUUUUCUGCCGGGUUUUAUUUGAAUAGGUGCAUAAUAGGAACUAGCUCUGGAAAUAACUAUUUUUGGGGAAAAGGUUUGCUGGUCUCCUUUCCAUGAUCCUACAGAACUUCUACUAACAGGUGCAAGAGUUAUGCAAAAGGAAAGGGAGCUGAAAUGUGACAAGGAAAGGAUACUCCAUAGCAGUGAAUGCCAGUGGCGGAUACCACAGUGAUUUCACAGGACACUUGACAUAAUAGUCCCUUUGGGAGAACAUAGAUGGAAUAUGAGUGAAUGAAAACACAUCCCGUACCUGUGACAUCAGAAGCCUCACCACUAUAUAUCUUGUAUCUAGGUGUCUACAGUGGCCUGAACCACUACAUCCAUAAUAUGCCAUUUACUUGAAAACUUAGUUCUGGCCUUUAUGUGGCCUGGAAAAUGAACUGAGUUUUCAUAGUGAAGAAGAAACCUCAAAUGAGGGGAGUCAGCAGUGAUCGUGGGGAAAUGUUUACAUUUUUUUUUUUUUCUUCAGAAAUAAUGCUUUCUGGCAGUUUUAUCUGAUAUUUAAAACAGGGAGCUGCGAUGCACUCUAGUUUAUACAUGUGCUAUAAAAUGUGUUGUGUAAAUUAGGGUGCCUACCUAUAGGUGGACUCGUUAUUUCACCUGACAAGUGCUCGUUUCAGAAUCGGUGUGGGCUCCUGGAACAGGCACAGGUCACGGCUGACUCCAACUUCCAAUGCAACAGCCAUCACUAGCACGGUAUUUUUUAUUUUUAACCAAUGUAGUUGUAUUAAUGGUUCUAUGAAGAACUGCUUUUAACAUUAGGGACUGGGAACAGUCCAGGGGAUAAAAAAGGAAAGUGUUUUCUCACGGGAGAACAUGUCAGGAAAAUAAAGAACACUUUCUACCUCUGUUUCAGAUUUUUGAAACACUUAUUUUAAACCAAAUUUUAAUUUCUGUGUCCAAAAUAAGUUUUAAGGACAUCUGUUCUUCCAUACGAAAUAGGUAGGCUGCCUAUUUCUUAUUGAACUCAUGGAAUGGUUCUGCUUAUGGUACUCUGCACGCUGCCUUUUAGUGAGUGAGGAGUUUGGGGUUGCCUAGCAACUCACUAACUUGUGAAAACUCAUCUUUCCCUCACAGAGAAAAAAAAAAAGAAAAACAAAGAAAACUCAGUGAAAGACAAUCUCUACAGUUUCAGGAGUAAAUCUAUAGAUGGCUUUUGUCAAGCACUUGGAUAUAAAUGCAGCAACUUGUUUAAAAAAAAAUGCACAAUUUAUUUCCCAAAAAAAAGUUGCUACUUGCCUUUUCACGUUGUUAAAAAACACACAUUUGAUAUUCUCUUAUAUGUUAUAGUAACGUAACGUAUAAACUCAAGGCUUUUUAUUCUUUGUGAUAAAUCCUGUUUUAAAAUGUCACAGAACAGGAACCAGCAUUCUAAUUAGAUUUACUCUAUCAAGAUAUGGUUCAAAUAGAACUUUUAGAGUUCAUUGAACACAAAAGCUAUGGAACAAUUACUUUUUAUAUUAAAAAGACCAUGGAUUUAACUUAUACAAAUCCAGAUGCAAGAUAGUAAUUUUUGUUUACUUUUUUAACCAAACUGAAUUUUUGAAAGAUUGUUGCAGGUGUUGACAAAGAAAGAAACAUUGUUUUAUCUAAUACUGUAAGUAGUUGUCAUAUUCUGGAAAAUUUAAUAGUUUUAGAGUUAAGAUAACUCCUCUCCUUGGUUAGGGAAGAAGAAAGCCCUUCACCAUUGUGGAAUGAUGCUCUGGCUUUAAGGUCUAGCUCUACAUCUUGCUUCUUUUCAGAAUUACAUUUGGUAGUUACACUUACAGAAACCAGUUAGUUGUCAGUUUGCAGAUAGGUUUAGCACAGCUCUCAUCACUCUGUGUAGAUUGAGAUGUUCUUCCACAACACACGAAUGAUCUGUAACACUGUAAGAUACUGAUCUUGACAACUGUUUAAUCAGUUUUAUUUUUGUACAGUACUAGUGACCUAAGUUAUUUUGCUGUCCCGUUUUUGUAAAUCAAAUGAAAUUAUAAAAGAGGAUUCUGACAGAAGGUAUUUUGUACAUAUGUAUAUAAGUUGUCCAAAUAAACAUAAUAAAUGAUAAAGAUGGAA